AUGGCAUCAUUCGCCUCGCGAAGGCUCCAGAAGGAGAGGGCUGAGUGGCGGAAAGACCAUCCUUUUGGGUUCUCUGCAAAGCCCAUGGCUAACCCUGAUGGCAAGGGCCAGAACCUUUUUCGCUGGAUUUGUGGUAUCCCUGGUAGAGCCGGGACACCUUGGGAGGGAGCGACAUAUAAAUUAACGAUGGACUUCUCGGAGGACUACCCUGGCAAGCCGCCUAAGUGCAAAUUCGUGUUCGUGAAUGGGAAGGUCUUGUUUCAUCCCAACAUCUACCCGUCUGGAACAGUGUGCCUGAGUAUACUCAACGAGGAUGAGGACUGGAAGCCUUCGAUAACUAUCAAACAGAUCUUGUUGGGCAUCCAAGACCUCUUGGAUAACCCUAACUCGGCUAGUCCUGCCCAGGCGGAGCCAUUCCAGCUCUUUACGCAGAAUAAAGAAGAGUACCUUCGCCGUGUGAAGCAGCAAGCGAAGGACGUUGCCAAUGGAGGUCAGAAAGUAACACACUAG
Molecule: messenger RNA, 510 nt
Organism: Perkinsus marinus ATCC 50983
Lineage: Eukaryota; Perkinsozoa; Perkinsida; Perkinsidae
Product: SUMO-conjugating enzyme ubc9, putative
Exons: 5
Coding region: 1-510 (169 amino acids)
Biological process (GO): protein sumoylation
Cellular component (GO): nucleus
Molecular function (GO): SUMO conjugating enzyme activity
Source: RefSeq, a predicted model, not a curated record